Messenger RNA from Perca flavescens (yellow perch), 1650 nucleotides. It is a transcript of the gene lmo4lb, whose product is annotated as LIM domain transcription factor LMO4. NCBI's taxonomy places the organism in Eukaryota, Metazoa, Chordata, Actinopteri, Perciformes, Percidae. The transcript has 6 exons. Bases 170 to 799 code for a protein of 209 amino acids. The record is from RefSeq and is a predicted model, not a curated record.
UUAAAUAGCCCCUUGCGCAAUUUGAUGAAUAGUGUCGCUGUCAAAAGCGUUAGAAACAGAUGAAGGAAUGUUGAUAGAUGGACAGCUAUAACAGAAAGGACAGGAAGAGAAGCUGCGUCAUGUCUCCUCACGGUUACAUGCAACGUUAGUUAUUAAUCUUCGGAGCUUGAUGUCGCUAUGGAGACCAGAACAUGUCAAGUGUAAGUGCUUCAACUGUACGCGUGUCGAGGUUCUUGUGAAUAUUUUUCCACCUUCUCAAACUUCAACGCAGGAGGGAAACCUUUUGCUCGGCAAGGAGCCUUUGAGGGCCCACAUCAGCAUGGUGAACAGCCAAGCGUCGGGUGUACCGCCGGCCCCCAGGUCGUGUGCAGGAUGCGGGGGGAAGAUCGCCGAUCGCUUCCUGCUCUUCUCCAUGGAGCGCUACUGGCACACUCGUUGCCUCAAGUGCUCUUGCUGCCAAGCCCAGCUGGGGGACAUUGGCACCACCUGCUACAGCAAAGGGGGCAUGAUUCUGUGUCGGAGCGACUACAUCAGACUGUUCGGGCACAGCGGGGCGUGUAGCGCCUGCGGCCAGUCGAUCCCAGCCAACGAAAUGGUGAUGAGGGCGCAGGGAAAUGUUUACCACCUCAAGGUUUUCAGCUGUGCCACCUGUAGAAACAGACUGGUGCCUGGCGAUCGCUUCCAUUACAUCAACGGUACAAUCUUCUGUGAGCACGACAGACCCGGCGCUGUCUUGCUCAACAGCCACCUGCCUCCACUUCAGAGCAACACUGUGCUGACAGACCAGAAGGUAUGCUGAGUGGCAGAAGUGCUGUGUGUUGCCCUCGCCUCCCCACCCCGAGCUUCACUUCUCUUCGGUGCACUAUUCUCCUCCUGCUACUGUCGUUAUUGUUGUGGAGUCUCGUCACUGCCCCGCUUCUUUUCCCCGGGGGAGGACGCAAUUUCUCACCAGGAUCCCCGUUUGUCACCAUAUCAGAGACUCUCUAUUCCGCAUACAAAGUCACAUUUAUGUUGUGUUCAAUGUCAGAGUGGUCUGUGCAUCAUCAACAACUUACAUUAUGUGUGGACUGCACUAGCAAAAGGCUUCUCCGGGAUUUAGAGAAAGCUGUGGAGGAAAACAAUGAGGAUGAAAGCCUGCGCCAAUUGGAAGAGGAAAUAAAAGAUGCUUGAAUGAACACUUGAUGGACUGCUGUAAAAUGACUGUCAAAGGCUUUGCUUUGUGCCAUGUGGCAUUAUUUCCCCUGAGCGUCAGUGUUUUUAAUGAACUCUUGAUCUCGCUCUUGUGUAUGUAAAUCUGAGAUCGUACACACUGAGGAUUCAAUACAAAAUUGAUGGGAGUCAGGCAAAAAUCUGAGUAUCUGAAAAUGUUCAGUCAUAGGAAACCUUGAAACUAGUUUAAAAAAAAAAAACCUACACCAGAAACUUUUAAAACUCAGAAAUCUAAUGUUACUGUAUGAUUACAAUUACUAUACUUACUACUAUUUUUUUUUUUUUUCCAGAUACCCUUCACAAAGAACUGAAAUGAUCCAGUGAAGGUUUUGUUUCAUUUCUUCUGUAGAGUUUUAUUUCUUUAUCAGAUGCCGGUUCAAUGUGUGAAAAACAAAUUGUGGAGUUAAAAACAAAAAUCCUAUUAAAAUGAUUUUUCUGUAA